GUAAAGAGAGAGAGAGAGUGAGAAAGAGGAGCAGUGGAGAGAAAAAUCCACAGAGUGCAGCCUGACAUGUUGGUCACGGGGACUUGUUUCUGCAGCUUGCCUCUGCCUGCCUGUGUGCAUGUGUGAUUAUUUCCCCGAAGCUUGGGAUCACCAGGAGAUGUACUGAAGGAGCAUGCUGCACCGCUGAAAUCUGCAAUGCGAUUCACAGAAGGGGGAGACGCAGCUCGCUGGCAUCUGUUGCAAAGGAGGGAAAAGGACACUUGCAUUCAGUGUGAAGAGGAACGUUUUUGUCUGUUGGGGAAGAGGGAGGUGUAGGUGGAGGAACUGGAGGAGAUAUUGCUGACCUCACUUGCACAGGAGAAAAUCGCCUUUCUUUUUGUUUUGAUUUUUGGUCUGGCUCGUGGGUUGCUUUUUGUGUGUGUGUGCAACAUUUCAUUUUCCCCUUCUUUCUGAAUUAGUUACUGAUUCCUCAUCCCUCUCUCUGCCCCAAACACCCCCCUGUCCUCUUGCACACAGCCUCCCUCCCUCCCACCCCCCCCCCCCCCCCAGCCGAAUGUUGCAGCUUGGAUUACAGUGGAGCUCUGAUCUGUUCCCGGAGCUGGCUGUGCUGAUGCAUGGCUUUGCUCUCUGCUUAAUGCAGUGUGAUCUGCUCCCUUUGUAAAAACAAAUCCCCCCCUCCCCUCCUUUCCCUUCUCCCCUGACCCCCUCCCCUCUUCCCCCCCCCCCUCCCUCGCCCCCAACCCCUCCCAGCCAGCCCAGGACAAGGAGGGCAGAGGCAAGACUGGCAUUGCCAAGCUGCAGCGUUUCAGCUUGUCCUCCCUCCCCGGCCACUCCGUCUAUAACCGUCGCAUGUUCAGGUCUAAACGGUCGGGCCUGGUGCGGCGACUUUGGCAGAGCCGGGUAACGGGAGGAAAUGGGCAGGAGGCGGACGAUUGGAGUGACCUGGCCGGAUCGCUAAACGAGCUGAAGUCGGUCACUCACUCGCUGCUGAAGAGGCUGAAGGAGAAGCCGCUGGAGGUGCUGAGCCAGGCGGUGCAGAGCAGCGGUGCGUUACACACCGCCUGUGUGCCCAUGGCCAGGAGCGAGCUGAGGCUGGGCAAGCAGACACUCGCCCCUCAGGUCUUACUCUGUCGACUCUUUCGCUGGCCUGACCUCAAGCAUCUUUUUGAACUCAAGCGACUGUACUCCUGCGAGGGAUUCGCCAGGAACACAGACAGUUCCACUGUGUGCUGCAACCCUUAUCAUUUCAGCAGACUCUGUGGACCAGACUCUCCACCUCCUCCUUAUUCGAGAUUCUCUAUAAGUGAUGAGGAAAAGCCACUGGAAUGUACGGCAUCCUGCACUGAAACAGAAGCCACCAACUCCCCAAAUAUCACACCUGGAGAUUUCUCAGAUGCCAGCCUGUCACCCGACACAAUGAAGCAGUGCCAUUGGUGUAUCGUGGCGUACUGGGAACAUCGGACCAGAGUUGGCCGCCUGUACACUGUUUAUGAACAGUCUGUCAGUAUCUUCUACGACCUACCUCAUGGGAACGGCUUCUGCCUCGGACAGUUAGCCCUGCACAACAGGAGCGAGACCGUCAAAAGGACUCGAAGCAAAAUUGGCUAUGGGAUCUUACUGAGCAGAGAGCCGGAUGGAGUGUGGGCGUACAAUCGAAGUGAGCAUCCAAUCUUCGUCAAUUCCCCGACUCUGGACAUUCCCAAUUCUCGGACUUUGAUUGUUCGGAAGGUGAUGCCAGGAUACUCCAUAAAGGUUUUUGACUAUGAGAAGUCUUACCUGCUGCAGCAAGCCACAGAUACAGAUUAUGCAGACGGGCCAUAUGACCCUAACAGUGUUCGUAUCAGCUUUGCGAAAGGUUGGGGACCUUGCUAUUCGAGACAGUUCAUCACGUCUUGCCCAUGUUGGCUGGAAAUAAUGCUGAAUAGCAGCAGAUAACAGUCACCCUCCAGGAAUGAAAUCCUAUAUCAGAAAAAAAAAACAAGACUAUUCCAAAUAUCAUCUACCUAGAUUUAAUAUAAAGUUUUAUAUAUUAUAUGAAAUAUAUAUUGUACUUGUAAAUAUGGAGUCAUUUUUACAUUGUAAUUAUUUAUGUAUGGUGCAAUGUGUAUGAAUACAGAACACAACAGGAAAAUGCACUUUGGUUUAUAUAUACUCAUUCAACAUCAGAUUAAAUUAUACAGCAAAAAUGGGGACAAAGCCUAGUUUUGGUGUAUAGUGCUGCCGUACUUUUAGUACCCAGACAAAAAGCUAACUUACCCGUAAAACAACAAAAUGAGUCACUCAUUGAUAAUAAAGUAUUUGCAUUAUAAA
Molecule: messenger RNA, 2310 nt
Organism: Hemiscyllium ocellatum (epaulette shark)
Lineage: Eukaryota; Metazoa; Chordata; Chondrichthyes; Orectolobiformes; Hemiscylliidae
Gene: smad6b
Product: SMAD family member 6b
Exons: 4
Coding region: 850-1935 (361 amino acids)
Biological process (GO): anatomical structure morphogenesis; transforming growth factor beta receptor signaling pathway; BMP signaling pathway
Cellular component (GO): heteromeric SMAD protein complex
Molecular function (GO): I-SMAD binding; transcription regulator inhibitor activity
Source: RefSeq, a predicted model, not a curated record